Molecule: messenger RNA, 1872 nt
Organism: Tetrahymena thermophila SB210
Lineage: Eukaryota; Ciliophora; Oligohymenophorea; Hymenostomatida; Tetrahymenidae
Product: kinase domain protein
Exons: 1
Biological process (GO): peptidyl-serine phosphorylation; protein autophosphorylation; intracellular signal transduction
Cellular component (GO): nucleus; cytoplasm
Molecular function (GO): calcium ion binding; calcium/calmodulin-dependent protein kinase activity; calcium-dependent protein serine/threonine kinase activity
Source: RefSeq, a predicted model, not a curated record
GUCAUAUAUAAAGCAUUAUAAAACAAAUAUAAUUAUUUAUUAAUUUAACUAUACUUUCAAAGGGAAUUAUACUAUUAGAGAUUCAUGGAUCAAUCUUCUGAAAUCAAAGAUAUAGAUUUCUCAUAGUAGCCUUCUAUCACUCAUUAAAAAUCAAAAUAAAAUUCCAUUAAAAUAUAGCCCAAGGACUUUAUUUUUAAAAAUUAAAAACAUUUCUUAGAAGUGUAUGAGAUAGAUAAAAAUGGAUAAUUAGGAUAAGGAGGACAUGCUUCAAUUUAUAAAUUAAAUGAAAUGAGUCAUGAUAACGGAAAGAAUUCUUCAAGAAAGUGUGCCAAAAAAUUUGAAAAAAAGAAUUUAUUUUUUAAAAAUAGUGAAAUAUAAAGUUUGAAAUCUUUGGAUCAUCCCAACAUUGUUAAAUUGUAUGAGUAUUUUGAAGAGAGGGAUGCAUUUUAUAUCAUUAUGGAGGAGGUUCAAGGCAGAGAUUUGUUUGAUGAGAUGGCAGAAAGGAAAAGGCCUUUUGGUGAAAAUGACACUUGCUAAAUCAUCUAACAAGUCUUAUAAGCUUUGAGCUAUACCCAUCAAAAGGGAAUUAUACAUAGAGAUAUUAAACUUGAGAAUAUUAUGGUGAGCUAAAAUCAUAUUUAAACAGCAAAUACUUAUGUUCAAGCUACUAACUCGAUUGACUAAUAAGAAAAAUGUUAAGGAACAGAAUAAAGCUAAAAUAUAGAACGCUCAUUAGAAGAGAACCAAAAUUAAUUUAAUACAAAUUCUAUAUUAAACAAUAAAGAAGAUUCAAAAGGCUAAUCAUAAGAUACGAAAUAUCAUACUACAGAAGAUUAACAAAUUAAGCUUAACUCCUAAAACUAGCUUUCAUAAGAUGAUUCUUAAAUAGAAUGGAGAGUAAAAUUGAUAGAUUGGAGCUUUGGUACAAAUAGAAGUUAAAGUAAAACAAAAUUCUUAAGCAGUCUUUGUGGUUCACUCAUGUUUCAGGCUCCUGAAUAUUUUGAUAAGAAAUAUACAGAGAAAAUAGAUAUUUGGGCACUUGGGGUAGUGAUGUAUACAAUGCUUGCAAAUAGAUAUCCAUUUGGAUAGAAUUGUAAGAGUAAAUUGUAAAUACAGACACAGAUACAAAAAGAGUAAGUAGUCUUCGGCAAAGAAUGGGAUACAAUCAGUGAUGAAGCUAAAGAUUUAAUAAACAAAAUGUUAGAAAAAAAUCCAGAGAAAAGGCCGAGUGCUCAAGAGCUUUUGAAUCAUGUUUGGUUCAAAAUUCAUAAGACAAAUAAAACAAUAAUUUAAGAUACUCAAUAAUUAAAAAACAAUUUAAGAAAUCUAAAGCAGUUUAAAUGCUAGAAUGAAUUUUAAAAGGCAAUUUUAACCUUUAUAAGUGUUAAUUUGGUUUCAAGUUAAGACAAAAUUGAGCUUGAAAACUUGUUUAAGAGACUUGAUACCAACUAAGAUGGAAGACUUAGCAAAGAAGAAAUAAUGAAUGGUUUUAAUUAGAUUUGGCAUAACGAUUAUAUGACAGAAGAACAAAUUAAUUUAAUAUUUGAUUAAGUUGAUUCAGAUAAAAGCGAUUCAAUUGAUUAUAGCGAAUUUAUCACUGCUACGCUUGAGAGAAAAACUUUUAAUGAAAAAGAAUACUUGUAAAAAGCAUUUAAUCUAUUUGAUCAAGAUGGAGAUGGUCACAUAACAAAAGAUGAAAUUUUGAAAAUAAUAGGAAAUGCUGACGAUUACGAAUAAACGAGUGAGAUUGAAUAAUAAAUUUAAUAAAUUAUACAGUAAAUUGAUAUUAAUUAAGAUGGUAAAAUACAAUUUGAAGAAUUCUGCUCUAUAAUAUAAUAAUUUACAAACUAAGAAAUACAAAUGAGCCAAUGA